UUGGAUUUCGGCGGAUCGGAGGGCGGCGUUGAGUAGCACUUGGCUUCCCUCGGGUCUGACGGGUUGGUAAAUCUGGAACAUGCUACUGGAUUAGCUUUUAGAUUUGUGAUUGGAAGAACAAGAGAUGCUAAGAAAAUGUCAGAACUUAAGAAAGAAGAGGAGAAAUACCAUGAUUUCAUGCUGCUUGACAUCGAAGAAGAAUAUAUAAAGCUGCCUUAUAAAACGUUGGCAUUUUUCAAAGCAGCCUACAGACUUUUUGAUGCUGAAUUUUAUGUCAAAGCUGAUGAUGAUAUUUAUAUGCGGCCAGAUCGACUUGCAACUCUUCUUGCCAAAGAUCGGGCUCACCGGCUCACUUACAUUGGUUGUAUGAAAAAGGGCCCCGUCAUCACUGAUCCAAAGAUGAGAUGGUAUGAAAGUUCAGGUCACUUGAUUGGAAAUGAAUAUUUCUUGCAUGCAUAUGGUCCAAUAUAUGCUUUGUCUGCUGAUGUUGUAGCAGCAAUUGCAACUGCAAAAAAUGACAGCCUGAGGAUGUUCAACAACGAGGAUGUCACUGUUGGCUCAUGGAUGCUUUCUAUGAAUGUGAAUCAUGAAGAUAAUCGCGCGAUGUGUCAUACAAAAUGCACUCUCUCAUCUAUUGCAGUGUGGGAUAUGCCAAGAUGUUCAGGCUUGUGUGAUCCUGUUGACCGGAUGAAGGAGCUUCAUAAUAUUAAUAUGUGCUCUAAGAGUCCCACAUUGCCUCCGGAAGAAGUAGAGUGAAAUCAAAUUCAAUGAAAGGGCUUAUUGACAUCA
Asparagus officinalis (garden asparagus) is the source of this 789-nucleotide messenger RNA. Its product is annotated as probable beta-1,3-galactosyltransferase 12. Bases 136 to 756 code for a protein of 206 amino acids. The transcript has 7 exons. The record is from RefSeq and is a predicted model, not a curated record. Gene Ontology annotation, cellular component: Golgi membrane. Gene Ontology annotation, molecular function: hexosyltransferase activity. Lineage: Eukaryota; Viridiplantae; Streptophyta; Magnoliopsida; Asparagales; Asparagaceae.